UGUGUAAUUGGUUUAUAAUUCCCAUGAAGAAGUCCUAGAUCUAAAGGGGCCAAAGUUUUGCUCCUGUAAGCACUUUCAUGCCAGGAGAAUCCUGUUCCUCUCCAUGGCUUUCAGUAUGACAAAUAACUCCAAAGUCCAUUUCAAUCUGGGUCGAUGGCUCGGCUUGAGGUAAAGGAGGAGGAGUGGGGGGGUCAACCCAACAAGACUCCCCCCCCCACUCCCUCUCUCCACCUCUGAAAAGCUCCAGCUUCCUGCUUCCAAGUUCGGACAGCGCGCGCUGAUUGGCCGCUGCGCGCACAGUGGGCGGUCCCCUCGCGCCCCUCCUUCCCCGGCUCGGCUCGGGUUACAGUUGAGCUCAAGCUGUUGCACACACACGCACAAACACACACACCGAAGUGAGUGUUUCGGACCUUUUUUUUUUUUCUUUUUUUUUUGGAAAAAAAAGAGAAAGACAGCAAGCGCACCGGCGUGGAGAUAUUGGCGAACUGAAUAGGAGCCACCUCGUGGAGUGCCACUUUUUGUGCCCCGCGGAACGAGAGGACGCGCACGGCGUUUACGCACAGUAGCCCCCCGUGAGCCGGGACUGGAGGAUAACCCGGCUGGAGCGCGCACGGACCGGGCUGAGAACCUGGAGGGAGACUUACAAUAGAAACGCGAUUCCCGUGAAGAAGAAGAAGAAUAGCGCAGGGAGGAGGAGGAGGAGUGAAAGAUAACACUGGAAUGAAGAGGACCUCGAGAUUCCUGGCGUGCUGCGGAGUUGUGACUGAUGGAUGAAUGUGGUCAUCUGUAGGCUAUAAACGGCGACAGGUACAGAACCCAUCAGGGGAGCUUUGACAAAGACGCGGCGCUGAGCGUCACCGGCAGCCGCUGCGCCACAUUUCGCCCCCCAAAAACUCUCCGAUUGGCUCAAUUUACUCCAUCCGAUUGUGCGGCUGAGUUUCCCCCACGGGGUUAGGAGAAAAGGUCGCGGGGGACUUGCUUUUUUGUCUCAGCCACAGGUCAUUCAGGACACUCAGGGCUGCUCUCCUCCGGAACCAGGCGCGCACGGAUCGGUCAAGGACACGGAAAUUCUACAGAAGUCGCUCAUUGGGACAUGUAUCUGACAUCGACCUCGCAUGCUCCCGACUGAUCGCAGCUCACCUCCCCACCGGCCGAACCUCACAUAAAGGCUGCCAAGCGCGCUGUCCCCCCUGACGCUUUGAGUUCUCCUUCAACAUUUACCAGAAUGGCGGGACUCGCUUGUUGGAAAUAUUACCUUUGGAUCUUUAUUUUAAUGUGCAGGUCGGCGCUGCCUUCAGCCAAAACGCUGGAGACCAUCAUUUGGAGCUCACAAAACCCCAAGUUUCUUGCCGGAAAGGGCCUAGUGAUCUACCCUGACAUCGGAGACAAACUGGACAUCAUCUGUCCCAAAGCGGACCAAGGAAGAGAUUAUGAGUACUACAAGCUGUACCUGGUGAAAAGAGAGCAGGCGGAGAGCUGCAGUACUGUACUCGAUCCGAAUGUACUGGUCAACUGCAACAAGCCUGAGAAGGACAUCAAAUUCACCAUCAAAUUCCAGGAGUUCAGUCCCAACUACAUGGGCUUGGAGUUCAGGAGGAAACUCAACUACUACAUCACCUCGACCUCCAACGGCACGAUUGAGGGCCUGGAGAACCGAGAGGGAGGCGUCUGCAAGACCCGAGCCAUGAAAGUCAUCAUGAAAGUCGGGCAAGUCCCCAACGCAGCAAACCCAGAGGCGCCCGAGACUCCAGAUGACAACACCAUACCCGAGUCCAGUCCCAUUACGCCCGACAGCAAUCAGAUAAGACCUGAGGUCCCAGGAAGUCCAGACAAGAAUCAGGACCAGACGGGGUCUUCUUCUGCCGCAGACGGCAUCCUGGGCUCCAAAAUGGCUUUGUUUUCCACCAUCGCAGCCGGCUGCGUCAUCUUCCUCGUGCUCAUCCUCCUCCUCGUCAUCCUCCUUAUCAAGAUGCGCAAACGUGCCAGGAAAAACUCCCACUCUCAGGCCCGCCCAUCCGCGCUGUCGCUCAGCACGCUGUCCAACCCCAAACUGCCGGGCGGCACGGCCGGCACGGAGCCCAGUGACAUCAUCAUUCCUCUGCGGACAGAGAACAACUACUGCCCUCACUAUGAGAAGGUGAGCGGCGACUAUGGCCAUCCAGUCUACAUUGUCCAGGAGAUGCCUCCGCAGAGCCCUGCCAACAUCUACUACAAAGUCUGAAGGGCUUCACCCGGCCAGCGACGCGGUCAAGAGAGAGGAAAAAGAGGAGCGCCUGAUUUACGUUCUUGGGAAAACACUUUCCUUUGCAAUCUGGGGGACUUGAUGCCUCUUCAAGCCCCUGUUAUUUCUACCACCUGCUGCACAAAUCUGGAGAAACACGCACCGACCAGUAAACCAGCGGGGAUGAGAGCUGCCUGAUGAAAGAGGGUUUAUCCUGUUUGUUUGAGUUGUCUGACAUUCCCCCACCUUCCAUCCUUCCCCAUCCACUCCCGCCCUCCACAUCUCCCUGCUGUGUGGAUGGGGGUGGGGGGGCGUGGCUGGAACAACCAACCAACAGAUGGAACUCCGGCUUCGUGGUCCCUUUUUUUUUUAACAGACAGGAUAUAACUUAUCUCAGCUCCCUGAAGUACAGUCCGUGCUACACCCAAUUAAACACACCGUCCUAGCACACCAGCCGGGAACAGGCAGACAUGGGCCUGAGCGCCACUCAGCCUGCAUUUCCUCUCUUUUUUUUUCUUUGUGCGAGCGGAGAACAAGUGUGUGCGCGCCUCAAUGCAUGUGUGAUAGUGGGGGCCUCGUGCUGGGCCAGGAAACUCUCCAGAUAGCUCAGGUAUAUUACAAAGUGUGUGAAAUAAAGUGUUUCUCCUCCCUUCGCACCUCUGACGUUUGCCUUACUUACUAUUUUUAAUGGAGGAUUUCCUUGAACCCUGAUUCAGUUCACAAAGCAGUUGUAUUUUGUUAGACUUUUCCUACAAGUGCACAAUGUAUAGAGUUAAUAGAUCAUUGUUAUAACUCUUCACCACCCAUCCCAUCCAUUGCGCUCAUGUUCUCGAGGAAGUACUUUGACCUGGACUGUAGACGUCGAGGUGUGUAUCUGUGUGUGUGUGUAGCUGAGAACUCCCUCCUCUGUUGUUUUAAUACAAGUUUCUCCAUCACUUUGGUAUUUAUGACCUGCUUGUGUGUAUUUCGGGGUGUGUCCUGUAGAUGUGUCUGGGCAUGUCUGGGCCUUUUUUUUUUUUAAAUGUGUGGGGAAACCAGCUUUGUGGGAGAAUUUUACUGUAUCGGGCAUAAGCUGUAAAAACAAGACAGACUAGAGUCGACAGACAGACAAGCCCGAGAUCUAACAAAAACCUCUCGUGGCUCCAGUUGGCAGGAAUUGAAGAUAUUGCUGUCUGAUAGGCCGACAGUGUGGGGGGUUUCAAGACAGCAGGCAGGUUUGUAUGUUUGUUUUCAUCUGCUGGUGCCACCGUUUAGGCAUCAAAUGGUUAGAUUGAUGCCUGCUGCCUGGGCGAGGUGGUUGGCCUAUAUAGGCGGUAUAUGUAAGUUGCUGCUGCAAACCGGGAUACAGUAUUAUCAGACGCCAAUUGGCUGCCAUCUGCAGAUGAGUCAUUGGAGUGCGCAGUUAGUGGUGUCGCCAGCGUGUGACUAAUCUGUGUGCCAUCUUCAUGCCCACACUCAGCCGCCAGGGAGGACGGAGCGUCAGAUAAAAGGAGAAAAUGUUCCUCCGACUUGGCUUUGACCUGAGAGGAGGAUUGAAGGUGUUGGGUGAGGUUGUGAAAGCGUUCAUUUUUCCAUCCUCUCACCAAAAUUCUGUACAGGGUAUCACUCUCGGCAGGCACCAGAUCUGCUAUAUGAACUUCGAGGUGCAAGAUUUGCACUUAUUUUCACAUCUGUGGGUGUGCUGCUGUGGCGGGGCAGCCAAACAGACUUGUUUCGGGACUGGCACUGGGCGCUCCAAACAGCGUGGCUGCCAAAGCUCGGAGCGCCACAGUCCAAGCUAAUGAUGUGUGAGAGGAGAGGGGAGCAGAUAAGGACAUCCAUUCUUCAGCGCACAGACCCGAGCUGUCAUUCCAUGCACACACAAGCACACCGAGACUGACGGGUCCAGGUUUAUCUCCAGUCUAAUGGUCAGAAUGGCAGUUAGUGUUUAUUUUCUGGCAGAGGCACCCAUCAUCCGCUGCCACGCACGGCGCUGUCGCCAUACCCGGACAGACUCUGCUGAGUUAAAAGGCUGAAGACUCCGGGAAGAUUCCCUAUGGCUCUUGUGUGCCGUUAACCUCAGAGCUAACAACCUAAACAGCUGCUUGUGCUUUUGUGGUUCUGUGUUUUAACUCAGCAUGCAGCCCUCAGUGGCGCUCUGCGAAACACAUCGAGAGCAUAUAUUUUUGUUUCGGAUCGCUGCGCAUCCGUUCAGCUACACCAGCUUAGGGAGUCAUUAACAAAUUACCAUGAACCAUAUCUCAUUUUUGUUCAUUCUAGUGACCACUUAAUGUUAUUCAAAUUUGGGUAGGAGGAGGAAGAAAAAAAGAAAAAGGAAAAAAAUUGUAAAUAUAUGGACAGAGCCCAAAUUAAGAUGUAAUUUCACCUUGAACACUGCUCAUAAGAAAAAUUUAAGAUUAGAUUUUUGUAAUGGAGGAUGUUUGUAAAUAGCUGUCUUUUUAAAGUGUGUUUUGUAUAAAUCCUUGCAUUUUUUUGUCUCUGUGACAUGUUUUUAUUUCCCUUUUCCUUUAGACUUCAACUAAAUAUUGCAACAGUCACAUGAGCUGUCUUUUUAUGCAGCAUCCAGUAUUGUUAAAGAGUUGUUGUUACCACACGUGUUUAAAAAAAAAAAGACAUACUUUUAUUUUGCUUUUUUAAUAACAGGAAGUCACUCAGAACUUGUUCAGGACUUUGAGAAAUAAUAGGUCGCUGAAAUGUGUAGAAGACAGCACUUAACUCUGCAUAUGAAGACUGUUUGAUUUUCUUUUUUUUUUUUUUUUUGCUCCCCUUAGCCCUGAAGAAGCAAAACGAUGUGGGUUUUAAAAAGCUGAAAGUCCAUGAUGGAGAAGGAGGAGAAGCAGAGAAAACAAAACAAAAAAAAGAGGCCAUGUAUGAGAGUGCGACCGUGGUGCGCUCUCCAAUAAAUCAUCUGGUUUACACCACUCAUUAUCUCCCAGGCGGUCCUUUGUUUUAAAGAUGCUCUCUCCUCCUUCUCUCCCUCCGCCCCUCUCUUUUGUCAUCCCUCUCUUCCUAAUUUAGCUCAAGGAUGUUGGCCGCCUAUGAGCUUCACUGUAGGUUGCCACUGCUCAAAGUCACAGUAUUAUUUUUUCGAUGUGCAUGUGAAAGCAAAAAACCUGUUGAAUUAAUUUCCCUUUGUUUAAAUCACAACUGUCAAUUUUUGUCGUUUUUAGUUUUUUUUUUUUUUUUUUUUGCCAUUCACUUAUUUGCCGCUUCUCAGCGUAACCUGUUGGCACCAGCUGCAAUGGAAAUUAUGUUCCACCAGUUUGGAAACUACCGCAUAUUGAUAAAUAAAAUUUUUCCCAUGGAAACUUGAUGUUUUCUUUUUCUGUUUCAAAUUUGUUUUUCCCCUUCAGGAUUUAAGAAUGUAACUUUAGCGCACCGACUGACCACUUUGGCACAUGAUGGGAGUUUAAAAAAAAA
Molecule: messenger RNA, 5641 nt
Organism: Oryzias melastigma (Indian medaka)
Lineage: Eukaryota; Metazoa; Chordata; Actinopteri; Beloniformes; Adrianichthyidae
Gene: efnb1
Product: ephrin-B1
Exons: 5
Coding region: 1226-2221 (331 amino acids)
Biological process (GO): ephrin receptor signaling pathway; axon guidance
Cellular component (GO): plasma membrane
Molecular function (GO): ephrin receptor binding
Source: RefSeq, a predicted model, not a curated record